Molecule: messenger RNA, 5746 nt
Organism: Danio rerio (zebrafish)
Lineage: Eukaryota; Metazoa; Chordata; Actinopteri; Cypriniformes; Danionidae
Gene: mul2
Product: mitochondrial E3 ubiquitin protein ligase 2
Source: RefSeq, marked validated
CAAACAACAUCGCGUUUACAAAUGUGUCCGAUGAUUAAAGUCUAGAGAAGAGGGCGACGUGGAAGAUGGAGGAUUUUCCAGUCCUGGAGAUGGUGUGCUUGGGUUCAAGCGUGGCUCUCUCCGGUCUAUUUUAUUACAUCUACAGAAAGAAACGCAAAACUGUGGACAAGCUUAAAGAAGCUCCAGUAAUGGCACUGGAUGCGAAGUUAAUCGACCUUUUGAAUGCCACACCAGGGAAAUGUCUGCAAUAUGUGGUCGUUGAGGGUACAGUUCAGCCUGUAGGGGAACCACUGAGGAGUCAGUUUCAGGAAAGCAGCGUUGGUGUCAUCCAGAAACUGGUCCUCAGAGAACACAAACUGGUCUGGAAUAGUUUGGGGAGAAUCUGGACAGACAGUGAGCGUGUGCUGCUUCAGCGGGUCAAUGCCGUUCCCUUUAACCUCCUGGGUUUGAACAAGUCAUUUGUGCGAGUGCUCUGCCCAUUGGAGGCCACGGGUCCCAAAAUGGAGAUCGUCCAUGAAAAGUUCCACCAGGCCACUUACGGAUUCACAGACCUAAUAGGCCAGUACCUGAGCGGAGAGAAACCCAAAGGUCAGCUUGAAACAGAGGAGAUGCUAAAAGUGGGUGCGUCUUUAACCGUAGUAGGAGAGCUCAUCCUAGACACGGAUCGACUCCUUAAAAUCCGUCCGCCCACCGAUGGUUCGGAGUACUUCCUGAGCAGUGCAGACUUCGAGACAUUGCUGAUGGAGCAGGAAGGACAGGCGGAGGUAUGGAGAGUGUUUGCGUGUAUUUGUGCAUUAGCAGGCGUAGCAGUGCUGAUUUGGACGGGACGCAGGUAUUACAGGCAACUAAAACUGCGCUGGGAGCAGGAGAACUUGAGGAGGGAGUUUGAAGGGAUGGGUACGGGAGAGAGAGAGGAGGACAACGGUGUGGAAAACGCCUGCGUCAUUUGCCUGAGUAACCCGAGAGGGUGUGUUCUGCUGGACUGCGGACACGUGUGCUGCUGUUUCCGCUGCUAUCAGGCUUUACCGCAGCCGUUCUGUCCCAUCUGCAGACAGCACAUCAAACGAGUCGUGCCUUUAUAUCAGGCCUAAAAAGACUGAUAACGCAUUUAGUUUUUCAUCUGAGGCUGUCAAAAACUCAAGGUGGUUUAAUGUUAAAUAAAUGGACAGCUGUAUGGAGUUUACAUGAUUUACUGUUAGAAGGAGCCUUAAUCUUAUACUGUGAACAGGACACUUGCAAAGGAAAUUUCUGUAUAAAAUAUGAAAUAUACAGAUAUUAACUAUGGGAAAAUAUAAACUCUGGGAUAUUUACUAUCAAUAUCAGCUAUGGGUAAAAAAGACCACUUUUCUCAGAUUCUCUGGUUUUCUUAAGUAUGAAUUUGAGUCAAAUGUUAAUAUGUGUUUUAUUCUGUAGUGAUCUUAUAUAGUGAACAUUUCUUUAUUCAUUCAUUUUCUUGUCGGCUUAGUCCCUUUAUUAAUCCGGGGUCGCAACAGCGGAAUGAACCGCCAACUUAUCCAGCAAGUUUUUACGCAGCGGAUGCCCUUCCAGCUGCAACCCAUCUCUGGGAAACAUUCACACACACACUCAUACACUACGAUCAAUUUAGCCUACCCAAUUCACCUGUACCGCAUGUCUUUGGACUGUGGGGGAAACCGGAGCACCCGGAGGAAACCCACGCGAAGGCAGGGAGAACAUGCAAACUCCACACAGAAACACCAACUGAGCCAAGGUUCGAACCAGCGACCCAGUGACCUUCUUGCUGUUUGGCGACAGCACUACCUACUGCGCCACUGCCUCGCCAACAUUUCUUUAACAUUUCUUUAACAUUUCAAAUAAAAUAUUGUUACAAUAAGUGAGUUAUUCAGAAUAACAAAUUAAGGGCUCUAUUUUGAUGAUCCAUGCGCAAAGCGCAGGGCGCAAACACAUUAAGGCCGUGUCUGAAUCCACUUUUGCUAUUUUAAGGACGAAAAAAAUCCGCUUUGCGCUGUGGCGCAUGGUCUAACAGGGUUGAGUUUAUUUUCUUAAUGAGUUAUAGGUGUGUUUUGAGAAUAAACCAAUCAGAGUCUCAUCUCCCAUUCCCUUUAAAAUUUAGUUGCGUCGCGCCAAGGCGCAUUUGCUAUUUACAUGGUGGACUUUGUAAGUGGAAAAACUGAACGCUUCAUUCGAGAGAAAACAGUUAAACAGAGCAUCUGCAGCGCGAGAAUGAGAGAAUGAGCCUCCUCAUUAUUUACUUUUACUUUAACUCUCGUGGAUAGGGAAACGCACAGACAUCUAUUAGCCUAUACAUAAUUCAUUUUGUUUGUUAAGCACAAAGAUUUGUUUCAAAACUAUUUCUAAAUUCAGUUCUAAUUUCCAGAAAACUAAUAAAUGAACAACAAUAAUGAAGUGUGAUAAAAAAAAACACACAAGUUAUAGUCUAAUACACAUGCUGUGCCUCCUGACAGGUGUUUAAAUCUAAGCUUGUUUUUAAUAAAACAAAUAUAAAUAUGCAUAUAAUAAACAAUACUGCUGAUAGUAAUACCAGUAUACAAAAGCAAAUUGUCAUGAAUAAACUGAAAAAGCCCCUGAGAUGAUAUUUAUGUAGGCUAGAAAAUAUUAAUUUUUGUAAUAUUUUAGUCCUUUAAUUCUUUUUCAUAUGUAAAGAUAUUUGCGUAUUGCUGUACACCCUGUGUGUUUUAAGCAAUGUGUAAGCGUGGCGACAGCUAACGCGCUCUGCACUGGACUAUAGACCCGAUUUGAUCUGGUCUAUUGAAAAGUAUUUAAGUUACUCAAAAUAGCAACGCGCCAGCAAUGCGCCUUAACACGCCUCCUUUUUUAGACCAGAACGCCUAUGGGCGUACAUAUGAGCUCAAAUGCGAAAUCGUAUCACAUGACUGUAUGCGACCAUUAGAAGAUUAAAACAUGACCUCAAUGGUCAGAAAUUUAAAAUAUUGACCAAUCGCUUACGUUUUCAAAUGUUUAAUCCCGCCCCUUUUUGCAGCACCGUACAACAGAAUUCUGCAUGCUCAAACUCUAUUGUGACCGCAGCAUAAGAGUAUUGAGAUAGGGUUGGAACUAAACUGUAUAAGGCUGCAGCCCUACAGGAACUGAGUUUGACACCCCUGUUCUAAAAUGAGCUUUUGUUUGUAGGGUCAGCAAUUUAUCUUUAAUGGCAAUUAAUGCGUUCUUUUUAUUGCCUUUUAAAGAGAAAUAGCUCAACAUAAAACAUAGGGGGCUGAGAAUGCUCAAUGCUCAUUUUGGUAAAAAAAAAAUUAUAAAUUACAUAAAUAAAGACAGCACUAAUUGAAACAUCACUAAUAAAAGCUUUUGCAUCUGAACUCUUUAAAUGUUUUCAUUUGUUGUCAUUUUAAAAUCAGAGUUAUUCCAUCAAAUAUUAUAGUUAAAACUAAGGAUGUUCCUAUCAGGCUUUUUGGAGCCGAUUUUGAAUACUGAUUCCUCAUCAUGGUGAUCGCCUGAUACAGAGCACACUGCAUAAAGCACAUUUUCCCUCAAAGUAUGAUACUAAAGUAAAGAUCUCUCCUAAGAGAAUAAAUGAAGAAUGCUGCAUAUAAUCCCUUAAACUAGGCGCCUACAACCAUUUAGUGUGGACACGUCAUGGUCAGAAGCAGCUUCACGGAAAAUAGAUCAAAUUUGGUCAGAAAAUAACUAUCAAUGCAAUUUGAAAACACUGCAAUUGAUGGAAGGAUAAUUCAACAUGCCUCAAAGAAAAAAAGUCUGGAGUGCAUAUUUGAUGCAUAAGAAGUUCAAAUGUAUCUUCCUCUGCUUGUAAACCCGUAAACGAACACUAGUGAUUGGUUCAUGUGAUCGGCCAGAUUAGCGAGUACCAAUCGAGUCAUAAAUUGUGAUUAAAACAAUUAAUAUUCUAUUGUCUAAAAUUAAUAUAAACAUGGCACCUUUUAUGCACCAAAAAUCCUCUAAAUUAUUUUAAAUUUGGAAGAAAUGUUUACAGAAUAAAGCAAAAGUGACAUUUCAUUCAAACACAUUACUGUACAUUGUGAAUCCAGAGAAAUUGAGGAUUGUGAGGUUUUCAUCAUACGCACUUUAGUUUCAACAUUUUAGUUACAUUUAACACAUUCUUGUGAAAACCUCUUUCUGCUGAGGAAUAAUAAAAGGUACUUUGCACAGUCAUGAUGACAUAUUUCUGUAGAAAUUUGGAGUUUGUAUCUCACAAGUCUUUAUUUCCCAAAAAUGUUGAGAUGUUAAUUUAGACUUUGUCACACUUGCUGUAGUCCAGUGUUUCUCAAUCAUGUUUCUGGAGGCUGACCAACACUGCGUAUUGGAUGUCUACAUUGUGGGUCACCCAUUGCAGGUCUUUCAGUCUCUACUAAUGAGCUAAUGAUCUGAAUUAGGUGUGUUUGGUCAGGAAGACAUGAAAAAAUGUGCAGAGCCGGUGGUUCUCUAGGAACAUGGUUGAGAAGCACUGCUAUAGUCUAUACUUCUCAGAAUUGCACAUUUAUACAGCAUCCCGCAGUUGUAGGUUAUAAAUUAAGACUUUUCUUACAAUGAGUUCAUUGUAAAUUAAAAACUAUAAGAAUAUUGGAAUAAUAAUAGUAAAAGAAUAGAACAAUUUAUGCUUUGCUGUUAAUUCUAAACUCAUGAUCAGUGGUGUAAAGUAACAAAUUACAAAUUCUCAAACCACUUUAAUUAAGUAGUCUUUCUCAGAAUUGUUAUUUACUAUGUAGUUUUUUAAAAUGUGGACAUUUACUUUCCCUUGAGUCCAUGUUUAGUGCAUUAUUGGUACUUUUACUCCACUACUUUCCUUCAACCUGCAGUCGCUACUUUAUUUUGUCCCGUCUAUGGGGAUUAGAAAACAUCUAACCUAAAAUCAACGUCUAAUGAUGUUACAGCUUGACGCUGUGUGGACGUUAUCACUAUGACAUCUAUCAGCUGUUGGAUUUUGGUUGCCAUACCUGACAAAUGAAUGUCAGCAUUUGACGUCAAUAUGACGUUGGAUUUGGGUCACAGUCUAACACAACCUGAAGUCAACCAAAUAUAAACGUCAUUAUUGGACGUCAAAAUAAUGUUGUCCUUAGACGCUGGCUAGACAUUGAAUUUUGGUCACCUGACGUCAUGACCUAAAUCUUAACCUAAUAUUAACGUCUUAUAAAGUUGUGUGCCUGCUGGACAAUAACUAAAUGAACUACAGAAUGUUACGUUUACACACAUCCACAAGUUACAUGUAAACACAUCAGCAUUUUACAGCGUAGAACUCACGACUCUUGAGUUCUUUUGAAAGGUCUUUUUACUCAUACUUUGAGUAAUAUUUACAACAGAUACUUUUUACUCUACUCGCGCUACAUUUUUUUCAGCGUUUUUUCUCAAAAUUGAAUGUUAUAAGCUUGCAUUGCAUAUUUUUUUCUCAGAACUGCAGGUUUAAAUUCUGCCUUUUUUUCAAGAAAUGUCAUAAAAAGUAAUUUAAUGAAAUCUGACGAAAUAUACACACUAAAGUUGGAAUUUUAACUUUAUUUCUUUUAUUUCAUGGCAGAAAUAAGCUGACUGUACUUAAGCCUAAACUGUACUUGGUUAGGGAUGGACUAUUAGAUAAUAUAUGCUUUGAUAUUUUAAGUAACAUCCUGAUAAACUGAUUUUAUUCUGCAUGGAAUAUUUAAUUCCCUUUACUAGUGUAUCCUUAUGUUUGGCACUUAUCUGUUGGUUGGUUUUUUUUUUAUUAACAAAUAAAACUAAUAAACUGUAUUAAAUACUGUACUGAAUGGCUGGUAUAAAUAAACCUCAACUUACAAGUUAA